Messenger RNA from Guyanagaster necrorhizus, 408 nucleotides. RefSeq lists its product as uncharacterized. The record is from RefSeq and is a predicted model, not a curated record. NCBI's taxonomy places the organism in Eukaryota, Fungi, Basidiomycota, Agaricomycetes, Agaricales, Physalacriaceae. Bases 1 to 408 code for a protein of 135 amino acids. The transcript has 4 exons.
AUGCCGCAAGCCGUCUUCCAGUCAAAUGGGAGCUCCGUCCCGCCUAAUUCUGUGGCAACUUCGUGGUCGACCGCUGCAUGGGGUUAUCGAACUACAUUUGCCGUCUUGGGAACCAACGCCACAUUUUGUGAAAACGCAUUCAGCGCCGACGAAUUCUUCAAUCCCACCAACUCAAGCCCUCCAUUUUUUCAGAUAUUUGAUGCUUUGUUCAUCAAUGUUCUAGGUGGAUCGCUUACGGAGGAGGUUUUCUUCUGUCGAGAGAUUCAGCCAACGCCCAUUGUCGGACCUUUUGGAUUCCCUUUAUUUAUAGUCAAGUGUCUCGCGAUCGCUACCAUUUUUUUUUCGUCUCCUGUCGUACCUCAAUCUUUUACAACCAUUCGGGUGAAGACUGAGAUCGUUGUUUACUGA